GGGACCAGUUCCGCAAGAAAAUGCCACACCAGGUGGAGUGGUUGCGGCGCCACCAAGAAAAGGCCAUAUAUGUUUAGUGACCAACUGAUGUUUUUCCGUGAGGUCAUGGAGCUGCGUCCAACGGAGGACAACAUACAGGAGGAGUCUGCACCAUAUAUGUCAAGUGCUUGUGAGGAAGAAACUCCCUCUGGUCCAGCACAGGUGGACACUGCACCAGGACCAAGCACGGCACCAUCCAGGCCACCACCUGUUUCGGGAGCAGAUUCCCCCCCCACCCCUUUGGCUGUACCCAGCAGGCCCAGACGACGGGCAAUGGCUCCUAGUGAGGCUAACAUAAAUACUCAGGUUCUUGAUUAUUUAUCGAGAGCCCGGCAGGAGGAUGAGUUUGACCUUUAUGCCCGUAGCCUGGCCUCGUAUUUGUGCCGGAUGCCUCCAGAACGAGUAUUGAGAACACAAUCAGCUCUCAAUAUCAUUCUGGAUACAGCCACUCCCCCCCAACAACAUGACCGACAUUUACUGGGCCCUAGAAAAUUGGCGCCUCAAUGCGAACUUGUAUGGCCCCCAGCAAAUGCAAUUUUCCCAGGCCUCACAGCCUCCACCACCGCCUCCUCCACAAUUCCACCCUCCAAGGGGACAUUAUGGGCCACCUACCCGCCCAUAUGGCCCACAUUAUAAUGUCGGCAUAUGGUCAGUCUGCACCCAUCACAUCUCAACCUGGCCCAUCGGAGUACUCGAGCCCCUCUUCCCAACCAGCCUACCCUGGCCCACAGUUUUAGGCCCCACCCUCGC
Messenger RNA from Bufo gargarizans (Asiatic toad), 789 nucleotides. RefSeq lists its product as uncharacterized. The record is from RefSeq and is a predicted model, not a curated record. NCBI's taxonomy places the organism in Eukaryota, Metazoa, Chordata, Amphibia, Anura, Bufonidae. Bases 70 to 675 code for a protein of 201 amino acids. The transcript has 2 exons.